Messenger RNA from Solea senegalensis (Senegalese sole), 10794 nucleotides. Its product is annotated as mucin-3A-like. The record is from RefSeq and is a predicted model, not a curated record. The transcript is spliced from 2 exons. Bases 163 to 9657 code for a protein of 3164 amino acids. Lineage: Eukaryota; Metazoa; Chordata; Actinopteri; Pleuronectiformes; Soleidae.
UCUGAGUGGACAGAGAAAAAAGCAGUGAUGCGAUGUUCAAAUGGCAACUUCUCUAAAACACACCAGGUUAUUUUGUAAAACCACUAAAUAACGCGUCAGGAUCACAGAAUUCCAGAGAAACGGAGGAGGAAAGAGACUUCCUCUGUUUCCCCUGCACCCACCAUGGGGAAGGAUGAUGUGAAGACAGACAUCAGUCGGGACCACCCUUUCCUGUCGGACAUCUUUCAUCGGGUAACGAGGGACGUCAGUGACAUGACACGGGAGGUCCACCACUGGGAUGAAGAGGAACGCGCCGCCUCUGUCGACGAGCAGGAGAAAGAGACACUGGGUCCAGUCACAAUACAGAAGGUAGACGACUAUCUGGAUAAGUUCUUCUCAAGGAGGGUGGCGUUCACUGAAGAAGACUUUCAAAUCACAAGAGAUGCCAAAAAGCCAGAGAGGACACUGAAAAAAGACACGGGUCUAACCCAACACAAGUCCACCUUUGCUGAAGUACUUAAAGCUGUCCAAUUUUUCUUGACGGGUAAAUUGGAUGUGAACGAUUGUUCAAGACCACCUGAGUCCGAGACUGUCGCAGAUACUCAAGUGUCUGAAACUAAACCUGCAUCUUCAAAGUACGGAGAUAAUGAUUUAAUGUCGGAUAUUAAGUUGGACCACACGGUUACAAGUGUCUUCAGUCAGGUAACGAAGGAUGUCAAUCACCUGGUACAGAAGGUCCAUCGCUGGGAUAAAGAGGAAUGUGCCAUGUCUGAGGAUCAGGAGGAGAAAAGCAUGCUAGGUCCGACCACAAUACAGAAUGUAGACGACUAUCUGGAUACGUUUUUCGCAAGGAGGACAGCAUUUGCCCAAGAGGAUGCAUGGAAACCCAAAAAAGAGAUGAGUCUGUCCCAACCGAAGUCUGCCUUUACGGAAGUUGUUAAAGCUGUAAAAAAAUUCCUUCCAGUUAAAUUGGAUUUUGAGGAGCCUGAAACAAGACCGUCCUCCAGAAAAUCUACUGGUUCAGAGGAGAGCGCCACCGAGGACCUCCAGCCUGUCAACAGUCCAGUUACCGUGGAUGAGGGUCUUAGUGCUGCUGAAGUUAAGGAGGAAGUAGCGGAAAGUGGUUCUGAGACCUCUUCAGCCAAGUCCGAGAAAAUUGAGGAUUUUGAACUCCUUGUCCCUGCUGAAGAUGAGAUGGAAACCUGCGGAAUCUCUUCAGCUGAUGAUGCAGAUGCACAUGUCUCCAAGUCCCCUUCACCUGCCCCUGAAGAAAUAACUGAUGACACUCAACAUGGCGUCUCUCCAGCUACGCUCGAUGGGGAUGCGAGUGCUGCUGCUGAAUAUGAGAUGGAAACGUCUACCCUUGCAGUAGAAAUCAGUUCUCAGACCUUGGAGGAGAUCUGCAGUAUCUCUUCAGCUGAGUUAGAUGAAGAGGUCUCUGAGAUAGACAGCAAGAAAACAGCUUCCCCCGUUUCACCUACGACCACUGAAGCAUCUACCUUGGAGGUAGAAGACGGUUCUCAGACCUUUGAGGAGACUUGCAGGGUCUCCCCAUCUUCAUCUGAGUCGUCAGGAAAGGAAGAGAAACUUAUCACUUUUGCUCAAACUUUGUUAGAUGAGUUUAUAAGAGCUGAUCCUGACGCACAAACAAGUCCCCCUGAUGUAGCAAAGAUUUGCUCCGAGGUACUAAGGGACUCGGGUGGUAUAUGUGCAGGUUUGGAAGUUUCACAGGAUGACAAGCUCACAGCCUCCAUUAACCUACCAAGAAUCACUGUAACUAUUGAGGUGUCUGAGGUAGUAAGUGUGUGUUCUGAGACCACCUGCAAUAUAGAACUGCACUCUCCAGUUGUAUCAGAGGAUACCAUAGAUGUUGAAGUCCCAGAGAGCAGACCAUCAUCCAGUCAUUUAGCUGAAUCACGAGGCACCAGAAAACCACCUCCCCCUACUGCUGAAGCAGUACUUGAUGAGUUAGAUGCAGUCACAUCUGAAGUAGCAGACAGUUGCACCACGGCCUUAGAAGACAUCUGCACAUCCUCUUCAGCUAUGUCAGAGGAGGGUAGAAGUGAAGGAGUCCCUGAGUUGAGAUCUCAAGGCAGCAGAACUAUACCAUCCCCUGUUUCCCCUGUGUCCACCGCUGUAGCAGUCACUGACAAAACCCAACCUGGCAUCACAGUGGAGUCUACUUAUAAGGUUUGCACUGAGGCCUUUGAAGAGACCUGCAGUUUCUCUCCAGCUCAGUCAGAUGAGUGUGGAGAUGAAAAAGCUGCUGAGACGAGACCAUUUCUCAGCGACUCUAUUGGACCACAAGACGGCAGGAAAACGGCUUCCCCUGCUUGCUUCAUACCUCACACUGGAGCAGUAAGUGAUGACACCCAACUUGGCAUCUGUCUAGAUACUCUGGAUAAGUUUCAGAGUGUUACUGUUAGAGUUGAGGUUGAAACGUUCACAAGUGAUGAAACAGUUGGUUCCUCUGAGGUUUUCGAACAAACCCGCAUUCUCUCUUCAGUUGUGUCGGACAAAAUCAUGGGUUUGGUUGACAAUGAGGUUCCAAGAGCUGCUGCUGAAAAUGAGAUGGAAAUGUCCGGCCUUGCGGUAGAGAGUGUUUCUCAGACCUUUGAAGAGACUGGAAGAGUCUCUCCAGCUGUAUCUGAGUCAGGGAAUGACGAGAACCUUUUAAACUUUGCUCAAACUUUGUUAGAUGAGUUUUUAAGAGCUGAUCCUGAUGCAAAAUCAUCUCCCCCUGAUGUGGCAAAGAUGUGCUCUGGGGUUCUCAAAGACACCGGCAGUAUCUCUCCACCUUUAGAAGAUACUGACACAAGACCAUCCUCCAGCCAUUAUAGCGGAUCACAGGAUGACAUGCACCCAGCCUCCACUGCUUUGUUAACGCCUACCACUGCCACACCAUUAUUCACUUUAACUCUUGAAAUGUCUGAGAUAGCAGAAAAGAUAGCAGAGAACUUUAAGGAUACCCACAAGGUCUCCCCAUCUGUGUCAGAGGAUGCAAUAGAUUUUGAGGAUACCCACAAGGUCUCCCCAUCUGUGUCAGAGGAUGCAAUAGAUUUUGAAGACACAGGGAGACUGUCAUGCACCCAUUUAACUGAGUCACAAAGCACUAGAAAAACACCUCCCCCUACCCCUGCAACAGAAUUUGAUGGGUUCACCCAGGUAGACAGUUGCACUGAGGCUUUUGAAGAAAUCUGCACUCUCUCUCCACCUGUUUUGGAAGAUGGUAGAGAUGACAAUGUUCCUAAGACGAGGCUCUUCAGCCCUUAUGUGGAAUCUCAAGACAGCAUUCUUACCACUGAAGUAGUCACUGAUGACAACCUAUCUGGCAUCACCCCAACAAUUUUGGAUGAGGAAGAUACAUUUACUCCUGAGAUGGCAGACCGUUGCACUGAGGCCUUUGAGGAGACCACAAUUAGCUAUCCAGGUGUGUCAGAGGAUAGACAAGAUAACGUCCCUGAGACAACUGAUGACACCCUAUCUAUUGUGAAUGAGGAGGCUUUUGAGGACACCUGCACUCUCUCUGGAGCUGUGUCAGAUGAUGGUGCAGUCCCUGAGUCAAGACCACCUUCCAGUCACUUUACCAGAUCAGAGGAAAGCAGGACACCUUCCCCCGUGUCGACCAUACCUACCAUUACAGAAGUAACUGAUGACACCCAAUGUGGCGCCACCUCACCCAUUUUGCAUGAGAUCACUGAGGUUGGACACAGUGUCAUUGGGACCUUGGAUGAGACCUGCACUGUCUCUCCACCUUACCCCGUUUCCCCCAUACCUACCACAACAGAAGUAUUAGAUGAAACCCUACCUGCAUACAUCACCCAAGCUAUUUUGGAUGAGGUGUAUGCGGUUACUCAGGUGGAAGAUGGUCUCACUGAGGCCUUUGAGGAGACCUGCAAAAUCUCUCCACCUGAGUCAGAAAAUGACAAAGAUGAAGUCUCCAUGCUGGAUGCAGUUCCAAGUGCCAAAAAUGAGAUGGAAACAUCCACAAGGGUGGAUGAUGAGGUAGAAAUUUCUCCAACCUUGGAGGAGACCUGCAGGCUCUCUCCAGCUGUGUCAGAGUCAGCAACAGAUGACAACCUUCUCACCUUUGCUCAAACCUUGUUAGAUGAGUUUGUAAAAGCUGAUCCUGACAUAACAAAGCCCCCUCCUGAUGUGGCAAAGAUUUGCUCUGAGGCUCUUAAAGACACGAGCAGCAUCCCUCCAGCUUUUAAAGCUUCAGCCCCAAAACCAUUGUCCAGCCACGAUCUCGAACCACAGGAUUUCAAGCACACAGUGUCCCCCUCAACAUCUACCACUGCCACAUUAAGUGAUGACACCCGACCUAGAAUCUGUGUAUCUCUUGAGAUGUCCACUACCUUUGAGGUCGCCGAUACUUGCAGUGCCUCUCCAACUGUGUUAGAAGAUACCAGAGAUUUUGAAGUCCAAGAGCAUAGACUGUCAUUCAGCCACUUACGAGAAUUAGAAGGCACUAAAGAAACACCUCCCCAUACCACUGAUAUGGUAACCCCUGAGGUUGCAGACACUUGUAAAGAGGCCUUUGAGAUCUGCAUACUCUCUCCAGCUGUAUCAGAGGAUGGUAGAGAUGAAGACGUCAUUGAGACACAUUCCCCUGUUUUCCCUGUGCCAGUCACUGCAGUAAUAACUGAAGACACUCUACCCGACAUUUCUCCAGUUGUACUGGAUCAGGUUCUGAGUACUACUAUUCAACAUGAGGUGGAUAUGUUCAUCACUGAGGUGGCAGGCGGCUGUAGCAAGGCCUUUGUGUCAGCAGAAGCUAUGGAUAAAGACUUACUUAAGACACGACCCCCCUCCAGUUGCUUUAUAUCCCCUAUUUCCCAAAUACCUACUACUACAGAGGUAACUGAUGACACCCAACCUUGCAUCACAUCUAUUUUGGAUGAGAUAGAUACAUUCACCAUUGUGAAUGCGGAAGACAGUUUCACUGAGGCCUUUGAGAAUGCCUCUCCAGGCAUGUCAGAGGAUGGUAAAGGGGAAAUCUCUGAGACAGGACCGUACACCAGCUGCUUUAUCAAGUCAGAUGAGGGUAGGCUAACCCCUUUCCCUGUUUCUGCCUCACCUACCGCUACAGAAAUUGCUGAUGACACCCAAACAGGCAUUACUCCAUAUAUUUUGGAUGAGAGGGACAGGGUCACCUCUAAGGUGGAAGACAGUUGUACUAAGGAAUUUGAGGAGACCAGUGGUGUCUCUCCAGCUGAGUUAGAUAAUGGUGAAGAUGAAGAAAUCUCUGCGGCAAGGCCGAUCUCUGUUUCUGCCUUACCUACAGCAACAGAAGUAACGGAUGACACCCAACCUGCCAUGACUCCAUCUAUUUUGGAUGAGGUGGAAAUAGUCAGUCCUACAGUAAAGGAUGUUUGUACUAAGGCCUUUGGGGAGACCAGUGGUGAAGAUGAAGUCUUUCAGACUGGACUGUCCUCCAGCCUCCUUACAAUUUUAGAGGAAACACCAUCCCCCGUUUCUGUUAUACCUACCACUACAGAAAUAACUGAUGACACUGGCAUCACCUCACCGAUUUUGGAUGGAGUAGAUAUGUUCAUCCUUGAAGUUGCUGAGGCUUUUGACAAGACCUGCACUAUCUUUCCAGUUAUGUCAGAGGAUAGUAGAGAUGAAGUCCCUGAGACAAGACCAUCCUCCAGCCAACCUUUUUCUGUUUACCCUAUUCCUACCAUGACAGUAGUAACUGAGCACACCCAACCUGUCAUCCCUCCAGGUGUUUUGGAAGAGGCAGAUACAUUAACUCCUACAGUGGAAGACAUUUGCACUGAGUCUUUUGAAGAGACUAAUAUCUCUCCAGCUGAGAGAGAAAUCUCCCCUACACCUUCUUCCGAAACAAUACCUGACGAAACCCAACAUGGAAUCUCUCCAAGUGCUGCGGCUGAAGAAGAGAUAGAAACAUCCACCCUUGAGGCAGAAAACAUUUCUCAGACCUUUGACGAUACCUGUGGGAUCUCUCAAGCUCCGUCUGAGUCAGGAAAGGAAAACCUUUUAAGUUUUGCUCAAACUUUGUUGGAUGAGUUUAUAAGAGCUGAUCCUAAUGCAUCCACGCCCCCCCCUGAUUUGGCAAAGAUUUGCUCUGAUGCGCUUAAAGACACCGUCAGUAUCCCUCACGGUUUGAAAACAUCCGUCUCAGGACCAUCCUCCAGCCACUAUACUGGAUCACAAGAUGUCAAGUACACAGCCACCCCUGUUUCCUCAACACCUAUCACUGCCAUGUUAAGUGACACCCAAAUAAGAGUCUGUUUAGCUGUCCCCCCAGAUGUGUCAGAGGAUACCAGCAAUAUUGGAGUUGUAGAGAAUAGACUGUCAUUCAGCUACUCCACUGAAGCAACUGCAGCAACUUCAUCAACUACUGUUGCAGUGGAUACGUUCACCCUUGAGGUGGUAGAUGGUUGCACUGAAGUCUUUGAGACAGCACCCUCCCCUGUUCUCCACAUUCCUGCAACUGUAGAAAUAACUGACGAUAUUCCAUCAGGCAUUACCCCAGCCAUUUUGGAGGGGGUUCUGAGUACUUCUACUCAAGACGAAGUAGAUACAUUCAUCCCUGAUGUGGAAUUCAGUUGCACCAAAGCCUUUGAGGACAUCUGUAGUAUUGCUCCCGCUGUGUCAGAGGAGGGCAAAAAUGAAGGUGUUGAGAUAAUUACAGGGUUACAGGAUAGCAUGUCAACAUCUUCCCCUGUUUCAGCCAUACCUACCACUGAUGGAACCGUACCUGGCAUCACCCAAGCUAUUUUGGAUGAGGUGGAUACAUUCACUCCUAGGGUGUCCGACAGUUCCGUUGAGGCCUUUAAAGACAUCUCUCCAGCUGUGUCAGAUGAUAGUAGAGAUGAAGUUUUUCAGAAAAGACCGUCUUCCAGCAGGACAACACCUCCUGUUUCCCUUAUACCUACUACUGCAGCAGUGACUGAUGAUGCCCAAACUGGCACCACCCCUUCUAUUUUGGAUGAGGUCACCCCUGUGAUGGCAGGGAGUUGCACUGAGGCUUUUGAGGAGACCUACACACUCUCUCAAGUUGUGUCAGAGGACGGUAGAGAUGAAGACGGUCUUAUGACACAAAUCUCCAGUUGCUCCUUAGGAUCACAAGACAGCAGGACAACACCCUCCCCUACUGCACUAUUAACUACCAAUACAGAGGUAACUGAUGACACCCAACCUGGCAUCACCCCAGGUAUUUUGGAUGAAGUGGAUAGAUUUACUCCUAUGGUGGCUGACAGUUCCAUUGAGGCCUUUAAAGACACCUGCAGUAUCUCUCCAACUGCAUCAGAUGAUAGUAGAGAUGAAACGAAAGCACUGUCUUCUGGCACGACAACACCUACCCUGGUUUCCUCCAUACCUACCACUGCAGCAAUAACUGAUGUCGUCCAACCUGGCACUACAGUUAAUUUGAAUGAGCUGGAUAUGGUCUCUCUUGACGUGGCAGGCAGUUGCGCUGAGGCCUUUGAGGAGGCCUGCAGUGUCUCUCAGGUUGAGUCAGGAGAAAGUGGAGAUAAAGCUCCUCAGACUAGAUCAUCAUUCAACCUCUCUAUAAGAUUACAGGACAACAGGACAACACCUUCCCCUGUUUCCCCCAAACCUCCCACUGCAAAGGUCAUUGAAAUCACCCUACCUUGCAUUGCCCCAGUCAUUAUGGAUGAGGUGAAUACAUUUACUCCUAUCAAGGAAGACAGUUGCACUAUGGCCUUUCAGGAGACCUGCAGUAUCUCUCCAGCUGAAUUAGAUGAAGUUUCUGAGACAAGACCCUUCUCCAGCCACUCUGUCAAAUCAGAGGGCAGCACAAAAACGGCUUCCCCUGUUUCCCCCAUACCUAUCACUGAGGCAGUGCUUGUGAGUCUUGAUGUGGUGGAAACUUUCACCCCUGAGGUGGCAGAUCAUGGUUCUGAGGCCUAUGAGGAUACAUGCACUCUCUUUGAAGCUGUGUCAGAGGAUAGUAGAAAGGAAGUCCCUGAGACAAGACGGGUCUCCAGCCACUCCGUGUCAUUACAGGACAGCAGGAAAACACCUUCCACUGUUUCCCCCAUACCCAUGGCUGAAGCAGUAACUGAUGAAACUCUAUCUGGCAUCACAUCAGUUUUAGAUGAGAUAGAUAUGUUGACUGCUGAAGUGGCAGAGAGUUGUGCUGGGGCAUUUGAGGAGACCGUCAGUAUCUCUCCAGCUGAGUCAGAGGAGGGUGAGAAUGAAGUCACUGACAUAAUAUCGUCCUCCAGCCACACUAUCAGAUCACAGGACAGCGAGACAACACCUUCCCCUGUUUCCCCUCUACCUAAUGCUGCAGCAGUAACUGAUGACAUGCUACAUGGUGUCACUCCAGCUGUGUUGGAUGAGGUUCUGAAAACUGCUGAAACAGAAGUGGAUAUGUUAACCUAUGUGGUAGCAGAAACUUGCACCAAGGUCUUUGAGAACUUCGUUCUCUCUCAAGCAGAACCAGAAGUCCAGGAUGAUGGCAUUGUCAAAGACACAAUGCCAAUUUCUACCCUCACUACCAGAUUACAAGAUAGCAGGACAACAUCCUCCCCUGUUACCACCAUACCUACCACUGCAGAGGUAUCUGAUGACAACCUACCUGGCAUUACGUUUGCUCUUUUAGAAGGGGUGCUGAGUGCUCAUCCUCAAACUGAUGUGGAUUUGUGCACCUCUGAAGUAGAAGAAAGUUGCUUUGAGGCCUUUGAGGAGAUCUGCAGUCCAAGUGUGUCAGAGGAUGAAGGAGAUGAAGUCUCUGAAAGAACUCCAUCCCUUAGCAUCAGUGGUGCAUCACAGAAGAGGGACACGGCUUCCCCUGAUUUCCUUGUUCCUACUACUUUAGGAAAAACUGAUGACAAACUAGCUUGUAUUAUUCCAGUAACAAGAUCGUCUUCCACAGUUUCCCCUUUAAAUCUCACUCCGACACAAAUGGAGGCUUCUUUAUGCAGCUUUUCCCAAGCAAUCUUAAAUGGGCUUCUGAAGACUCUUGCUGACAAUGACAUGACAUUCACCCCUGAAACAGUUGUGGCAGACAGUUGUUCUCAUACCCUCAGUAGGAUCAUGACUCAAAUGAAUCAGGACAAACUGAGAACAGGAGGUAAAACCAAGGGGGCAUGUUAUUCACACUCUUCUCACGAGACACCCUCCAUCACACCUGAGUUGCAGAAAAGGGAGAAGUCCUCUGUGUGGAGAAAGGUUUUUGGUUUUGGCCAGAGCUACAAGAUCCAUCCACUUACACAGGAAGAUUCAAAAGAAUAUUCCCGCUCUCCUUUAGUGACAUCCUCCACCACAGAGGACCUUUUCCUGUCUGAAGAUGAAACUCAGGAAUUUCCAAAAAAGAAGACAUCUGUAUGGAGAAAGGCUUUUGGUUUGGGGCGCAGCAGCAAGAUCCAUCCACUUCAACAUGAGGAUUUAAAAGAAUAUUCUUUUUCUCUAGAGACACCCUCCACCAUUGAGGACCAGUUCCUGCCUGAAGAUGAACUUCAUGAAUUACAGAAAAAGAAGAAGACAUCGGUGUGGAGAAAGGUUUUUGGUUUGAGGCGGAGCAACAAGAUCCAUUCACUUCCACAUGAGGAAUUAAAAGAAUCAGAAUCAGAAUCCUGUAUCUUUUUAAAAGAGAAAGAGGACAAGCCCAAGUCCAAACAAAAUUGUUGCCUGCAGCUACUCUGUCGGUGCUGCUGUCCCUCAGAAAACUCUUCGUAACCCCAACCUGACCUGGACUGCAGCCACCUCUCUUCUCAUCCCAUAUCCAACAGUUCUAGUCUAAUGCUCAUCCACAAAGAUCCCAGUCCUGCACUAACUCCUCCCCCCCCCCCAGAUUCACUCACUACCUAUAAUUUGUCAGUGAUGGGGAAAGUACUGGACAUGUUUCCUUCGUGGUCAGUCAUGUCAUUGUGUGAUGUUAGCAUUGCUACCUCAAAGAGUGUUUUUGGGUCAGUCCAAACUGACAGUUGAUACCUACACGUCACUUUAAUGCAGUUCGACUAAAGGCGCUUCUGUGUGGAAUUUGCAUAGUCAUGAUCCAGCUCUUAGAUCAUGAUGGUUAAAGGAAAGAGGAACAAUUGGUGGUGUUUUAAAGACAUUUUUUAUUACAAUAACAAAAUCUAUACAAUAACUAAACAUAGUGUGUCAGUCAGUAUCAUCAGUAAUGUAUGUGUGGAUGAGUGACCAUCAUGUGGUGGGGGAGUGUUCUGUGAAUAAAUGAAGCUAGAAGAAAAAGGCUGCAGCCACCGGUCAAUCCAGACUGGGAUUUGAACUAGGGAUUUGAAGCUUGAUGUUUUCCUGUGCUCUGCGUCGGGCUGAUGCCAGAUCCUGUUUCUUCCUUCAACAACCAUAAUUGAAGAGUGCUGAGGAACCAUCAGGCCAUCACAGCAAGUUUGUUUCCUUGCACACGUGGGUUCUCUCCAGUAGAAGAUCUGGCUAUUUGAUUGGAGAGACAUUUUUAUGCUGCAUGCUCAUCCCAACCCAACCCUCCCAUUCAUCCAGGCUUGGAACCAGCACGAGGAGUACACUGCAUGUGGCCCAACUAUUUGCUCAGCGACAGCCCAGCCUGCCUCUUGACCUGGCGGGAACUAUCUGGGAACCCUCUGAUUGCAAAGUUCCGUUUCUGCUCGGCUAUGGGCCACCCCGUUUUUGUAGUAAAACAAAUUAAAUAAAAUGUAAAGAUUCACAGAUACUGAUACUGCUACUAUUAUUGUAAUGGGGUAGAAUACAUGUUUUAUUUAUGUUUGACAUACAUUUGACAAAUCUUUACUAACCUAACUCGACAACUUUACAAUGACCCGAGGAACGCCUAGUGUAAAAGUGAACACAAUUAAAUAAAUCUACAGUCAGUCUGAA